Messenger RNA from Venturia canescens, 3472 nucleotides. It is a transcript of the gene XRCC1, whose product is annotated as DNA repair protein XRCC1. Gene Ontology annotation, molecular function: damaged DNA binding. The coding region runs from base 1454 to 2998 and encodes 514 amino acids. Gene Ontology annotation, biological process: single strand break repair; base-excision repair. The transcript has 5 exons. Gene Ontology annotation, cellular component: nucleus. The record is from RefSeq and is a predicted model, not a curated record. Lineage: Eukaryota; Metazoa; Arthropoda; Insecta; Hymenoptera; Ichneumonidae.
UGGCUGACCGCACCAGCUACGUCUGGGGCUAGUUACCAUCAUUCGGCUUUUUAGAAGUAAUCACUCACCUCAACCUCAACACGAGCAGAUAAAAGAGCAUUCAGCGUCCAAAUUUUCACAUCAGAAUCUAACUUUUAACGUGACACAUGUUGAGGUGGCAGUUGAAGAAAAACGAAAGUCUCAAAUUAUAACGUUGACACACAACGAAAGUUAAGCUCGGCGAACAGCAUUCUUCAACCCCAUUGCAACGUCAAUCUCCGUGUCUGGAUUACGGUUACGCUGUUUAUUUUUGUUUAUCACUGAUGAAAAAUGCUGAUGGGUCCCAAAGUGACAACGAUUCGUUGACGAUUCAUCGAACUUUUUUUUCCGCGAGAAUGCCCUGAUAAUCGGCUUGGGAGCAUUUUUCCCAAGCUUGUGGCCUUCGAUACGCAACUGGAGCAUUUUCAUCAUGGCCGCUAUUCUGCUGUGCAUUUUGAUCUAUUUUGCGGUGUAUGCUUUCGGAAUUCCUACUGCAUCUCACGUUUCGACGCAGGAAAAAAAUUACGUUCUUAGAGACGAGGAAAAAGUCGGCCCAGUUGGAGUAGAAAGGUCCUAAUAAUAUUACGGAGGAAUUGACAACCAAGUGCAUGGAAAAUGGUGAAACAGUGUUGACCGAAGAGUUAUCGAUCCGUUGAAACAUGACUCAACGAUGUAGGAGAAGCAACAGGGAAUUGAGGAUUAAACAUCCAGCGACAAGGGAUAUUAGAUGAGGAAUUUGUUUGAAGAUGGAGAUGAAACUGCGUUAUGUAAUGGAAUAAAAUAUAUUGCGACAAACUUUUGGACAAUUUCAUCUCUCAAUGUUCCUGGUGAAUAUUCAUAAUGCACAUGGAAUUAUUAUGACUUUUUUUUAUAAAGAAACGUCACUCGGGUUGGAGGUCGAUGCUAGAAGAGUCUCGAUUUGAAAUAUUUGCAAAAUGUUUUUUUAAGAGAAACAGUUCCUUACCUUUUCACUGGUGGAUCGUUUGAGUGUUUGAGUUCGAAAUGGACGAUUCUGUGGAUGAAAGAUUGAAUGGGCGCGCUACUCGCUCGCACUGGAAUUACAGCAUUUUUACCGACUGUGGUUAAUACACGUCGAAAUAUUUUCCCGCCAAUUUCUUUGUUGCCUCUAUUUUUUUUACAAUUUACAGUGCGAUUGUCUCUUGACGAAUGUGGUCAACAAAAGUUGUAAUAAAAAUGUACAUCAAUGUUGUUUUAUUGAAAUGAUGGCAAAAAAUGCAUAAACUCUCACGAACUCAAAGUAAAGUGAUAUGUUUUUGAAGUGUAUCAACAUGCGGUUUUUCAUAAGUGAACUUCGAAAUGUUUUGAAGGUGUUUUGUUUUUGAGGUUAUACGCACGCACUGUUGUUCUUUCUGUCUCUGUUUGGCUCUUUCUCUCUCUCGUAUUCCAUCGACUCGUCACGACGAGUUACGAAAAAAUGAUAGUUGAAUUGGAAAAAGUGAUAAGCUGUACGUCAGAACAUCCAUCUUAUCCUGCCUCGAAUUUACUAAAAGAACGAAUAAAUACAUCAUGGCGAUGUGCGAAGCCUGGGGAAAUGCUGGCAUCUGUCAUUUUUCAACUUGCUGAAUCUUCCACUAUUACUGGAUUGGAUAUUGGCAACUAUCAUUCUUGUGUGGUUUCUGUAACGGCUUCGACAGUCACAGAGCCGGACAACUGGGUACCUCUGGUAACGCACACAUUUAUGACCCACGACGAAGCUCGUGCGGGUAAAUUUAAAGAUCAGAUUGAAAUAUUUGAAAAGAGUCAGUUGGACGCAUUGAAAUUGCAUGUAAAGUUUGACAGAGUCAAGGUCACUUGUAUGCAAACGGCCAAUCUUCGUGAGCUAUUUGGCCUGACAACAUUUGUGCUGAAAACAGAAUCGACUCGUUAUCAAACUGAGAACUUUGUCAAACGUUCAAAAUUGCUAGAAACUCGAGCCGAAACAAUUGCUCCUGUGGAGUUUAAAGAGAAAUUCAUCAAACAACUUCCCAACAAGGCAGCACCUCCUUACAGACAAGUUUUGUCACAAAUGAUAAACGAAGAACGCAUGAACAGAUUGGAAAAGUGUAAAGCUAAAUUGAAUGCUCCUAUGAAACUUGGUUUCCUCGAUAGAUUGCAAGAAGAGACGAAGAAAUACAAAAUUCAGAUUACUGAAGAGAGAGUCGAUAAAGUGAGAAAAGAGGCAGAAAAAGAAGAGGAACGUAAAAAAAAGGAAGAAAACGAAAGUCCCAGUGCACGGGCUUUCCAAAAAGCUGUUCAAGAUUCUAGUCCAAAAGCUUUGAAAACGAAGUUAUCGACAGAAGCACAAGAAACAAAGGAAGAAACUGAGCGUAGGAAAAAGUUCAAAGGAGUACCAAGCCCAACAGCUGCACCACAGUCUAAAGAUUCACGCGAAUCAAUAAAAACGAACACAGCCGCUGAGGAAAAGCAGAAACCGACAAUGGUACGGAACACAACAACGAAGCAAUGUCAAGAGUGCAAAGAAGCUAGCGGCAGCGAUGCAGUUUGUGGCAAUUGCAAUAAAUUGCAUGCCCCGAAGACUGUCGCUGGUGAAAAUUCGAAAAAAAAAUCUCCUGCAAACAAAAAGAAACGACCAGCGUGGAAACCAAAAAAACCGUUUGAAAAAUUGUUCGAAGAUGUUUCAUUUUCAAUGAGCGGUUACCAAAACCCUCACAGAGAUGAAAUCAGAAGAAAAGCUCUGAAAAUGGGCGCUAAAUACAUUGCCGAUCCAAAUACCACUGACAAAAAAUGCAGCCACCUUAUUUGCGCCUUCAAAAACACACCAAAAUCCAAUCUUUUGAAGGGUCACACAAAAAUUGUUUCUCACGCGUUCAUCGAGCAGUGUUACGAUAAAAAAACCAGAUUCCCAUGGAGACGCUUUGCACUUGACUCUAAAGAAAGAGCGGAGCCUGAAAGCGAAGAAGAAAUGGAGGCAGGACCGUCGGAUCCUUAUCGAAUGGAAACGGACCCAGAAUCUGACUAACCUAAAACCGAAUUCCAUCGAUUGUACAUAAAACACUAUUUUUCCUAUAACUCUUCAUAGACGCAAUUUGUUUGAAUAUUUAAUUAAAAAAAAAACAAUGAUUACUCCGAGAUGAAUUUUCGAAAGAUAUUCUUUGCCAAACGCAAUCUUUUUUUAAUCAGUCUCCGUUGAACGAUUUUUUGAAAAAAAAGCAGGAAUGAGGGAAAAAAAAGCAGAAAGAACCUUAAAAAAACGGUCGUCCAUUGAAAUCCAUAUAAAAAAAAAUCCACGAAAUAGCCUAUCGGUAAUAUUUUCUCAUCACAAAUUUCUAAAAAAAGGUUCAAAAAUGUACGCCAUUAGAUGUCAAUAUUUCGCUGAUAUUAUUUUGAAAAAUAAUGUAAACGUGAAACAGAAAAAACCACUAAAUUCUUGUUUUUUUUCAGUUUAAUGAUUAAAUCAGUGAAUACACGGUCUACUCCGUCGGCUAUCAGUCAA